CAGUGGCUCAGUUCCUCAAAGACAGACAGAAUAAAAGAUCUUCCUGGGGAGAAAAUCUGCUGAAAUCAGUAUCCCUCCGGCCUGCAGAGAGAAGCAGAGCAAUGAGGAUUUUCCUUAUCCUGGCGUGGAUGUCUUUUGCAGCUCUGUGUCCUCCAGGUUGCGUGGCAGUGACAGGCCCCCGGACGGUGACGGGCCCUGAAGGUGGGUCGGUGUCCGUGACAUGCGGGUAUGACAAGGGCUAUGAGAAGAAUGGGAAGUUCUGGUGUAGAGAAGGAUCUUCCUACCGCUGUUCUAAUGGGGAGCACAUCCUGGAGACCAACGGGUCGGAGGCCAAGGUCCAAAAGGGCCGCUUCUCCCUCCAGGACAACCACAGCCUGCGCACGUUCACGGUUACCAUGGAGCACCUGACCAAGGCAGAUGCUGGCACCUACCACUGCGGGGUGGCGAGGACUGCACUGCCUGAUCUCAGGCACGCUGUGAAGGUGAUCGUGUCCCCAGUUCUUCCUACCUCUAGCUCAACAACCAGUUCAUCAUCAGCAAGAGAGUCCACAGCUUCUACUUCCUCCAAGGAAUCUACUCCUACAUGGGAAGGUACUUCACAGGGCCAAUCCACCACCAACUCUGCCACACAGAGUUCUGCCUCGGAUCAGAAAAUAAUCUUCUAUGUCCUGAUACCCUGCAUCGCGCUGGUCCUCAUUUUGUUCUUAGUCGCUACUCUGAUGUUGGUCAGGGCAUCCAGAAAGAAGAAAAGAGCUUCUGUGCAGCAGGACAAGAAAAUCAACCUAGCAAAUAUGGCAGCCGAGAACAGCCCAGCAGAUCUCAGCACAGAGUAUGAAUUUGUGCAUCCUCACGUCACCACUAACCAGACAGGACUCUACAGCAAUGUCGGGACCCCUUCUGCCUCACUGAACCCUGACACCAGCUACCAGGAAGUCCCAUCCCAUCAUCAGGAUUCAGAAAAUAGAGAAGAGAUUUUUUAUGUCACCAUGCAAGCAUCCAGUCCAGAGCAGCAGCCCAUCUACUGCAACAUGGAGCCAUUCCCCAAAGCAACCCACCCAGCCAGUCCCCCCGGGGAACUCCUGUAUGCUGUUGUGAAUAAGAAGAAAAAAUAAGCUUGGGCCGGGAGACAGUGGGUUUGCAGAUUCCCCUGCUUUGUUUCUACCUGGGAAACUUCACAGGAACAAAUUCGAGAAGCAAUUCUGACCUGGACCAAUAUCAGCAACCACUGUAGGAAGACUGCCUAUGGACUCUGGCAGUUGAGUCUCCAUGGGUUUGUAAGCUGGACAAGCAGCUGGCUGGAGCAAAACAGCUGAAAUUAUGUGUUAAGGGGUUUCAAACUGGCAACUACUGAGAUUACAGACAACAAAAUUACACAAGAGGAUAUUCAGGAGGACAAGGAGCUUGUGCCAGUAUACAAAAUGGGAGCUAAGAGCAAGAGGACACUGAAAUGGUAUUUGCAUUUGGCAGUCCACUAGAAACUCCAGGUUCGAUCAUUUCAUAGAAUAUGGACAAUGGGCCCUGCAGCUAGGACAUCAUGGCUUAUGUUUUUUACCAAAUUUCUAGCUGUAUUUUUUUCUGGUCCAAGGAACUUCCUGUUGCAGACCGGAAAAGACCCAAGAGGUGGCCGUCACAGUCACUGCUUUCUCCUGAUAGACAAAGUGACAUCUUCUCAGCCCUAAUCCCACAAGCAAAACUACGUCCUGCAGAGUUCUGAGGCUACAACUAUCAUGCUGGUACAUCUAGGGAUUUGAGAGGUCUGAUAAUAAAUGUUUUGGGUGAUGAAUGAAAGGAACUGAGGGUGGAGUGUCUUCCACCUCCAGGAACAGUAUGCUCGUCCCCACCUCUGAGAUAAAGGACAGAAGAAAUGGAUGCAGGUAUCAGGGAUAUGGAAAAGAAAGACAGCUCAUAUUCCCCUGAUUACCCUUGUGAUUAAAUCCUCCAUGAUCUGGAAUCAAAUCAAGUCAUUUACAACAUAGUUUCCAUGGAACUAAACCUGGAACUAGUUGGACACAAGUGCUCAUCUUCCAAGGAGAGAGAAACAAAAGUGCUUGGGGAAAUGGGACUUUAUGGUGUAUUUGUGUUUGUCAGUAA
This is a messenger RNA of Alligator sinensis (Chinese alligator), 2091 nucleotides long. RefSeq names its product CMRF35-like molecule 6. Gene Ontology annotation, molecular function: transmembrane signaling receptor activity. Bases 102 to 1112 code for a protein of 336 amino acids. The record is from RefSeq and is a predicted model, not a curated record. The transcript is spliced from 7 exons. Lineage: Eukaryota; Metazoa; Chordata; Crocodylia; Alligatoridae. Gene Ontology annotation, cellular component: plasma membrane.